Messenger RNA from Eremomyces bilateralis CBS 781.70, 1371 nucleotides. Its product is annotated as putative Saccharopine dehydrogenase. Gene Ontology annotation, molecular function: saccharopine dehydrogenase activity. NCBI's taxonomy places the organism in Eukaryota, Fungi, Ascomycota, Dothideomycetes, Eremomycetales, Eremomycetaceae. The transcript is spliced from 4 exons. Gene Ontology annotation, cellular component: cytoplasm. The record is from RefSeq and is a predicted model, not a curated record. Bases 1 to 1371 code for a protein of 456 amino acids.
AUGGCUUCGAACUCUUAUUCCGUCCUCCUCCUCGGAGCGGGAUUUGUCGCCCGUCCCACGGCUCAAAUCCUUAGCGAUUCCGGUGUCAAAGUCACCGUUGCUUGCAGGACUCUCGAGUCGGCAAAGAGCCUCUCGUCUGGCCUUGCGAAUUGCACCCCCAUCUCUCUCGACGUUGAUGACACGGCAGCUUUGGAUGGAGAGGUUUCCAAGGUCGAUCUGGCCAUCUCUUUAAUCCCCUACAUUCAUCACACCAAGGUCAUCAAGAGUGCCAUCCGACACAAAAAGCAUGUCGUGACCACAUCCUACGUCUCUCCUGCUAUGGCGGCCUUGGAUCAGGAGGCUAAAGAUGCGGGUAUUUCCGUUUUCAAUGAGAUUGGAAUGGAUCCGGGCAUUGAUCAUCUUUACGCCAUCAAGACCAUUGCCGAAGUUCACGAAGCCAAGGGCAAGCUUGUUUCGUUCCUCUCGUACUGCGGCGGGCUUCCCGCUCCGGAGAAUUCGGACAAUCCUCUUGGCUACAAAUUUUCCUGGUCAGCACGCGGAGUCCUUCUGGCUCUGCGACGUACCGCUCGAUAUUGGAAGGAUGACAAGGAGAUUGACCUGCGUCCCGAGGAGCUGAUGGCUUCGGCAAGACCAUACCGGACCUUCCCUGGUUUCGCAUUUGUUGCCUAUCCGAACGGCGAUAGCGUCCCGUACAAACAGCGAUACAACAUUCCCGAAUGCCGUACCAUCAUCCGAGGAUCUCUUCGAUACGACGGAUUCCCCGAGUUGGCGAAGGUGUUUGGUGAUAUCGGAUUCCUCUCGGAGGAACAGAAAGAUUAUCUCGAUCCCAACUCCUCAUCCCCUCCAACUUGGGCCGAGGUCACAUCCAAGGUCAUUGGAUCCUCAAGCUCCAAGGAAGAGGAUCUCGUUCGGGCUAUCUCCUCGAAAAUUUCUUUCCGCGAUAACGAUGAGAAAGAACGCAUCCUCGAUGGACUGCGGUGGAUUGGAAUGCUGUCGUCUACUGAGAAGGCUACGGCUUCUGGUACGCCGUUGGACACGUUGUGCGCGUCUCUGGCGGCAAAGAUGGGCUAUGCUGAAGGAGAGCGGGAUCUGGUGUUUUUGCAGCACACCUUCGGUAUCGAAUGGGCAGAUGGCAAGAAGGAGACGAGGACCAGCACUCUUGUGGAGUUCGGUGACCCGAAAGGUUACACUGCCAUGACCAAGUUGGUCGGUGUCCCAUGUGCCAUCGCCGUGUUGAAGGUGUUGGAUGGAACCAUUACUAGGAAAGGUAUCUUCGCUCCAAUGGACAUGGAGAUUGCGGGACCUGUUAUGGCCGAGUUGGAGAGCAAGUACGGUAUCACUAUGAAGGAGAAGACCUUGUCCUUGCAAUAG